AUGGCACUGCCUUCGCCGAUUCAUAGCGGGCUUCCUGCAACGCUAUCACCGCAUCACGAAAUUCCGAGAAUGCAAUAUCGAAGCCGCCCUGUGUCCGUCGCUGUUGAACCCGUUUCACUGGUUAUAUCUGAAUGUAUAGCCAUCACCUCGGCCAUUCAGAAACAUGCACGCUCCCCCCAAUCUGUCUCUGCCAUUCUGGGUGGGAAUCCCAAUACCAUACAGUUCGGAUCCCCUAAAAUACAGCCCCAACCGCGGGAAAGUGGCGUUAGCAGCCCCUUUGGAGAGAGCGAGCAUGACGGAACGGCCAGCAAUCGAUGGAGCUUUCGCGGCCAGAAGGCGAAGAGUUUGCAGGAUAGCCCCAUGGUCGCAGGCUUUGGCAAGCUUCGUUAUGAGAUCACAGGUGUCCAGAAUAUUCAUUCAUUUGAUGCGCCAACACUCUUAGCACCCUUUCUCUUCGUCAUCCAAGAGAAGGGAACAGCAGCACCGAUUACAAUCUUGGCUCUUGGGGCAUUACGAAAAUUCCUAGCUUACGGCUUCAUUUGUUCGGAGUCCCCUCGUUUUGCUCUCGCGAUGCAGUCACUCUCAGCCGCUGUUACCCACUGUCAAUUCGAUAUAAGCGAUUCGGCCCAGGGCGAGGUUGUACUGCUUAUGAUUCUCAACUUAAUGGAGGACAUGAUGUCUGGACCUGGAGGCUACAUAUUAAGUGAUGAGAGUGUUUGCGAUAUGAUGGGGCGUGGCCUGGCUAUAUGCUCUCAACCUCGAUUCUCCCCUGUGCUAAGGAGGACAGCCGAAGCCGUCAUGGUUCGAAUGUGCCAAAUCAUAUUUGAAGAUAUUAAGCACCUGGAGGUCGAGGUCGGAGACGAUUCUUCAGUCAUGGAUCAGUUGGUUGACCAGCACAUGGACAAUGUCAAAAUGGAUACCACCGCCGGUAGUACCGUUGCAGAUCCAAUAAUCUCCGCCACUGUCCAAGACGAGCCUUCUCCGGAGGCUUCAGAUAGCACUGGAAACGAGAAGGCAGAGGAAGGCUCUGUGAGCAACCAUGCCAACGAAGAGAAUGGAGAGAGUGACACAGAAUCACUGGAUUUACGGCCCUACUCGCUACCUUCCGUCAGGGAACUGUUUCGAGUUUUAGUUAAUUUUCUGGACCCCAAUGACCGCCACCAUACGGAUACAAUGAGGGUAGUGGCUUUACGCAUAUUACACGUUGCGUUGGAGGUGUCUGGACCUUUCAUUGCACGCCAUCCUGCAUUGGCCACUCUUGCUAAAGAUCAGCUGUGUUGCUAUCUUUUCCAACUUGUCCGAUCCGAUAACAUGGCUAUCCUACAAGAAUCUUUAACGGUCACUGGAACGCUACUCGCAACAUGUCGAGGCGUCCUCAAAUUGCAGCAGGAACUCUUUUUGUCUUAUUUGGUGGCCUGCCUUCACCCGACAAUUCAUAUCCCCCGCGAGACUGGCAUUGACCCAUCGCUGUACUCCGGCAUUCCUGAGACCCCGAAGCUGGUCAAACCGCCGCCGUCACAGUCAAAUAGUGGAAGGUCAACGCCCGUUCCUGUAAAAGACCGACAAAAGCUAGGGUUAGAGGGGGGUGCGCGUAAACCCGAUGCGCGGCAAGCUAUGGUAGAGGCCAUCGGUGUUUUAUCUAGGAUACCUACGUUUGCUACCGAAUUGUUUGUCAAUUACGAUUGCGACGAAGAUAGGUCAGAUCUAUGCGAGGAUGUGAUUGGACUUCUUGCGCGAAACGCCCUGCCAGACUCAGCUACAUGGAGUACUACAAGUGUACCGCCUCUCUGCUUAGACGCACUCUUGCGCUUUGUCCAGUUCAUGGCGGAGAGACUGCAUGAUGACCCUAUCUACGAAAAUCUCCCUGAUCCUGAUAUGCUCAGGGAGAGAAGGCGGAGAAAAAAGACCAUCAUUAUAGGGACGAGCAAGUUUAAUGAGAAGCCAAAGGUGGGGCUGAGCUAUCUUGAGGCAAACAAUAUCAUAACUGAUAUCGGAGAUCCUGUUUCUGUGGCUAAAUUCCUCAAAGGGACGUCACGCAUAUCAAAGGCGGUAUUAGGAGAUUUUCUAUCGAAAAGAGGCAAUGAAGCUAUUUUGGGAGCCUUCUUAGACUUGUUUGAGUUUUCCGGCAAACGGAUUGAUCAAGCUUUGAGGGUGCUACUGGAAGCCUUUCGAUUGCCGGGCGAAGCACCGCUGAUCGCAGCCGUGGUUGAGUCUUUCUCCGAGAAAUACUACGAUUGCAACGCGACGUCGGAGGUGGCGAACAAAGACGCUGUCUUUAUCUUGACAUACGCUAUUAUCCUCUUAAACACCGACCAACAUAAUCCCAAUGUGAAAUCUAUGAAAAGGAUGACAUUGAACGACUUUUCUAGGAAUCUGCGAGGGCAGAACAAUGGGCAAGAUUUCUCACCAGAAUAUCUCAAAGAUAUCUACGAAACCAUUAAAUCAAACGAGAUUAUUCUGCCUGAUGAGCACGACAACCAGCAUGCCUUUGACUAUGCAUGGCGAGAGCUUCUCUUGAAGUCUGAAACAGCGGGCCAUCUAUCCUCCUGCAACACGAACAUAUAUGAUAGCGAUAUGUUUGCCGCUACCUGGAAGCCAGUUGUUUCAGCUCUGUCGUAUGUCUUUAUGUCUGCGACUGAUGAUGCUGUUUUUGCAAGGAUUGUGACUGGGUUUGAUGAAUGUGCUCGCAUUGCAACCAAAUAUGGCAAUGUCGAAGCGCUUGACCAGAUCGUUUACUGCCUCAGCCGUAUUACUACCUUGGCUACUCGCGUGCCCUUCAACACAUCAUUAAACACAGAGGUUCAAGUAGGCGACGGUAGCGUCAUGGUCAGUGAGCUGGCUGUGAAGCUUGGCAGAGAUUUUCGUGCGCAGCUUGCCGUUCUCGUACUAUUUCGAGUUGUUAUCGGCAGCGAAGCUCUCAUUAACCAGGGAUGGAAACAUAUUAUUCAGAUAUGGAUCCAUCUGUUUUUGAAUUCCCUGGCACCACCGCUAUCAUCAACUGACCUCCCAACCUUGCCAAUCCCGGUUAUUCCUCUACAGACUCCCUCACAAGUCAUAGAUAGGGCGGCACGAUCUAGCGAUAUUGGGUUUUUCUCAGCGUUCACCUCAUACAUAUCUAGCUAUGCCGCGGACGAUCCCCCGGAACCUUCAGACGAAGAACUUGAGAGCACGUUAUGUACCGUUGACUGCAUUAAUUCUUGCAACAUCGACAAAGUGCUGAACAAUAUCUCCAAACUACCUACGGAACGCAUUGACAUAUUGAUACAGUCUUUACUCGAGCAGCUGCCGCAGAGCGACCAUUCAGCUGUGAUUGGCGUAAAGCAGGACAAUGUGGCAGUCCCUCCCCCUACUGGACCGGCUCUACCAACACACUUACCCAUAUACGACCCUUCUACGCCCUUUAUUCUCGAACUCUGCACCAUUUUAACUAUCCGUGACGGUGGUUCAACUUCAGACACUGCGAAGCAAGUUUUCGACGCUGUUCAUGGCAUCUUGCGUGAUUACGGACAGUGGCAUGGCAUCACUAUCUCGCGUGCAGCAUUUUAUGGCCUUGCAAUACUAAAAUCGGGUUAUGACCAUGAUUUUGUGAAUGUCCCAAUUUUCUUACAUACAGUGUCCAGCUUACCACAGGACCUCCUUUUAAAGACCGCAGGUGUCAUACUUUCUGGCCUUUCCAUUUGCACGCGUGACCCGGGCCCCUUGAGAAGCGAGAUGAUGACUUCGCCCGAUUUUUGGGCCAUCUUACGGGUAGUGGCAGGAGAUGCCAGUGCCGCUGCUCAGAUAUUCGACAUUCUAGAGAGGAGCACUGCUGGAACCCCACCAGCCAUUAUGGCCGAUAACUAUGAGGCAGCUAUUGCAUUGCUUAAUCAUUUUGCAUCCGCGGCUGACCCUCUCGCUACUCGGGAUUCUAAGGCGCAUGAAUCGACCAAGCGCGAAGCUCAAGUAGUAGCAAGAGGCUGCCAAGCGAUUAAUACCUUGCAUGGGAUGACUUCUCGAAUUCCACAGCUUAUGCAACAGUCUCAUCUAGAAAGUAGUGAGGCCUGGUCAGCCUAUUGGCUCCCUAUUCUUCAGGCAUUGACGACCCAAUGCACUAACUCCUGUCGCGAUGUUCGCCAACUUUCAUUCACCGCGUUGCAGAGAUCCCUCCUCUCGCCUGAUCUGACUUGUAGUGAUCCCAAGGAAUGGACGGCAAUAUUCAGUCAAGUUUUGUUUCCCUUGAUUUUUAGGCUCCUGAAGCCGGAAGUGUUUUCAUCCGAUAGAGAUGGGAUGAGCGAAAUGCGCGUCCAAGUGUCUUCGCUCCUCUGCAAAGUCUUUUUACAGUACAUGGUUCUUUUGUCCGAGUGGGAUGGCAUGUUAGACUUGUGGAUCAAGAUCAUUGAGAUCAUGGAUCGUCUAAUGAACAGCGGACAAGGUGACAGCCUAGUAAGUUUUCGGCGCCAACACAUAAGCUGCAUGUAUGCGGAUGAGACGCUAAUCUCUAUUUCUAGGCCGAAGCGCGGCUAUCUGGUGUCUCCUGAAAAGGAUGCAUCAAGAAAGAAGCUCUGGGACGAGACUUGGGAGAGGGUUGAUCGAUUUUUACCAGACCUGCGGAAUGAUAUUAUCAGCGAGGAGAAUCCUGAGCCCGGGCAAGCUGAGGAUGGCGAAGAAAAAUGA
Messenger RNA from Trichoderma gamsii, 4653 nucleotides. RefSeq lists its product as hypothetical. NCBI's taxonomy places the organism in Eukaryota, Fungi, Ascomycota, Sordariomycetes, Hypocreales, Hypocreaceae. The coding region runs from base 1 to 4653 and encodes 1550 amino acids. The record is from RefSeq and is a predicted model, not a curated record. Gene Ontology annotation, biological process: regulation of ARF protein signal transduction. The transcript is spliced from 8 exons. Gene Ontology annotation, molecular function: guanyl-nucleotide exchange factor activity.